GGCAUAAAGAUUUAUUUAAGCCAUGUGGGAUACUGUUGAGCUUUUGGUCUGUGAUGAUACAGGAAGUGGUCAGCUAAACUUACAUUCCAGACAAGAAUGUGGAAGUGCGCUGUAUCAAAUAAACACACUCGUUAAAAUCACCUCUUCUGAAAAGGUUUUGUCGAACCCAAAGUUAUAUGGCUGCUCCUCCAGUGAUGGAUGUGUGUUGGUGGCUGACAGAACAGUGGUGGUGCUUGAUAAUAUUUGCCAGUCUCUUAAGAUGUUUCUUCAGUUUGAGACUGAGGUGGAAGUUGUUGGAUUGUGUCAAGAAGCACAGUUUCUUGUGAUUGGGGAGAGAAGUGGAAACCUACAUCUGAUUCAUGUAUCAUCAAAGCAAACCUUGUUAACUAAUAUGUUGGUUCAAAGAUCUUCAAAUGACAGGACUUAUCUGAAUCUUAUUCUAGAAAAAGAUAAUGGAGAUACAGGAACCUACCAUGCAUUUAUUCUCACAAACAGUGGCUUCUUCUGCAUUAUGCACCUCCCAUUUGCCAAAACUCAGGAAGCAAUUGACAAGCUGGACUUCAGUACUGCAAAGAAGUUACAAGGGCAGGUAGAAACAUGUUUUAUUUCUACAAAAGACUAUCACACCAUUGGCUGCCUGACUUCCACAACUAAGCACACAACUAACAAUAUCACUUUGAUAAUAGGGGGUACAGGUGACUGUGUGAUGUCUGUCUGGGAGGUGAAUCCUAACAAAAGGCAGAUAAACAUUCAAAGUGUUGCUGAUUCAAGUUUGAUUGAAGCUGCAAAAAUGCUUCAGGUUGUAGACGAAUUAUUGUUUGUCUUGGAUAAUAAGAACGUUUUGUCUUUGUGGAAUAUUUGCACUCUUACCAUGAUUUGGAACUGUGGUUCUGUUCAUAUGGAAGAAUUUCUUCUGAUUUCAGAAUCGGAUUUUUCAGCAGCUUCAGGACAGGGGAUUGGCAGUCUUAAACUAGUUGCUUUGACAAACCCUGGUGAUGGCAAGCAGACGAGGAACAUCACGGUGUUUUCACUGCCUACUAUGCACCAGCUCUAUUCUUUGGAAACUACUGAUGUUUCUUCAUUGAUUCAGAGUGGAAUAAAUACGGAUACAAUUUACUUUUUGGAAGGGAUGUAUGAAAAUAACCAAAGGGCAUCAGACCACCCAGUCUCACUUCUGGUAUUGAGAUGCUUAACUGAAGCCUUGCCUGAGAACAGACUGAGCCGUUUACUUCACAGGCACAGAUUUACUGAAGCUGAGAAUUUUGCUCUUCAAUUUGGACUGGAUGUUGAGAACGUAUACAAAGUGAAAAUGAGCACUAUUUUGGAGAGAUUGGCUUCAGAGUCUGUUGCUGGAGAUUGCCAGUCAGCCUGGCUAGAACCUGUGGCUCAAGCUAAAGAAAUCCUGGAUAAAAUAAAGGAUAACCAGUUUGUGACCGAGUACUGCAUAAAUACACCAUGGCCAACAUAUGAAAGUGCUCGGGAAAUGCUGAACUAUGCUAGAACCAGGAUCCUGAAGAGAAAUGACAAUACUGUUGCCCCUUUCUUGAUUGGGGACCCAGCAUCUCUUACAAAGGUGAUGAAGACACAAGCAAAGCUAACUACAUUUUGUGGAGCAUUUGGAUCAGAGAUGUUCAGUGGAACUGCUUGGUUAGAAUUUCUGAACAAUGAGGACCUCUUCAGGGACAUCCUUUUACAGAUAAAAGAAGGAAAUCUUAUGUCUGCACAGUACCUCUGGCUAAGGCAUCAGGAAGACUUCGAAAGUGACUUUAAUGUGAAAAUGCUGGACAAGUUGCUUAAUACAAUCCCUGCAACAGUUCCCCUCAAAGAACUAUGCCUGUGGUUUAAGGAUGUUAUCAUUCCUUUUGUAAGGCGUGUUGCACCCAAAGGACAGAAAAAAAUAGCAAAGUGGCUGGAAGAAAGAGCACGAAACCUUGAGUUAACUGACAAGGCCAACUGGCCAGAAAAUGGACUUGAAAUGGCACAGGUGUUUUUUAUCAGCAAAGAUCCAGGUGAAAUUGGAUCUGCAUCUUCCUGGCAUGGAGUUUCUUUGGACAAUGAUGGCGAGGAAGUACAUAGUUUAGCAGAAUUAGUCAGUGCUCUACAGGGCUUGGUGGACCUCUAUAAGAAAUACAACUGCAGGCUGGCCCUCUGCGACUUUGAAAAGGAAAAUGCAAAUACGAUUGUGUUUCGUAUGUUUGAUCAAGUACUUGCAGCAGAACUCAUUCCAGCUACCUUAGAGAAGUAUAUUGAACCAUACAUGCACCAUCAUAAUCUGGAAAAAGAUGAAAUACUUUUGCAGUACAUAAAGGACUUACUGGAGCGGUAUUGUAAACAGUCGACCUCUGUCUUUGACACCACGUGGGAAGCAAAGGCCAUCGCCGUCUUGAGCUGCAUGUCCAACAUAGAUUUGAUCUUUGAAGGCGUGCUAGCAGUAACAUACAGUGCUGUGGUUCCUUGGAAUCCAGGAGUGGAACAGCUGGUUCAACAGUACCUGGACAUGGACCAUGACAAGGUGAAGCUUCUGCAAGAAAGUUAUGAUCUAAUGCAAAUGAAGAAACUUUUGCAGAGCUACGGUAUAAAAGACACAAAUCUUUUAAAUGAUAAAGAUGAGAUGAUGGUGGUGGUGAAGUACAUUCUGCGACAAGACUCUGCUACUUCUUUACAAGAUUCUUUGAAAAUAGCAAAGGCAUUUAUGUGGCCAAUCUCAGAUGUCUAUAUGUGGAGGAUUGUGCUACUUAUUGAUAAAGAAAAGGGGGAUGAUAUUAUAAGUUUAUUAAAAACACUGCCUCCUGCUGAAGCUGUGGAAAUCGGAGAUAGAAUGUUGAUGUGGGGAAGACUGACAUUAGAGAAAGAAACAGAUGACUCUGAAGAAAAGAAAAUGCAGCUGUAUAUUAAAAAAAUUCUUGGGGAGAUCCUUGAAUUCCUACUUAGUUGUCAGAAAGAAAAUACUUUGAAAAAAGAGGAAUAUGAAUCAUACUUUGAAUUGUUUAAAACUCAUGCAGCCUUACAGGAGAAUUUUAAUACCUGUACUUUGUUUGGAAGUCAUUGGAAUCAAUUAUCAGUAUCUCAGCUCCCUGAGAAAAUUGAAGGAAAAGAGUCCAGCUUACAAGAUAUCAGCCUGAAGAAACCGUUGUCCCAUGAGAUGGCCUUAGAACUGGUACCGAGAGCAUUAGAUGCUGGAAAAAUUGAAGAGGCACUAAAUAUAUGCAGAGAUUUUUAUGAAGAUCGUCGUAAUGAACAAACAGGACAGUUGCUGUUCUUAGCAUGUCAAAAACUUUGUCAUAUGCUGGGUUCUAGUACUCCGAUGGUUAUGCCAAAAGGAUUAAAUCUUCCAGCUGUGGUCCAUGAAAUGGCAUGUCAAGCAGUUACUAUUUGCAGUCCAGAUCUGAUCUUAGAUGCAUUGGAGCUUUGCAAACACACCUCAAUUGCCCAUGAAGUUUAUGGAAAGUGCCAAACUGAGGACUCUGGAUCUACAUCAAAGACAACCUGUUUUGGAGCUGAUAAAGACCCUUAUGUAGAGUGGAUGUUCGAUGACUUUUUCACUGAAGAUGGAGCAGUUCUGGACCUGCCCUUUGUGCUGCCUUCUGCAUAUGAAGUUGCUACAUCUCUAGUGCCCCAAGCAGACAGGAAGAUGUAUCCUCUGGACUCAAACAGUUUGGCACAUUGUCCAUUCAAACAAGGAAUGGAUGUUUGCCUACCGUGCAGGAAUCCCAACUUUGUUCUGCUCCGCAGCUUACAAGAAUUUGGCCAAUUAGAGUUGGCUUUGGGGCUAACUAUCUCCGCUUUUGGGUCAUUCUUGCAGCAUAUAACAUCAAACAGCGUGGAAAUUAGUCUGUGUGAAAAGCUGUAUGACCAGAAGACACUGGAUGAUUGCAGAACAUUCUUCUUAACAAUGAUUCCAAGUUCUACCUCACUAAUUAAAAACAUCGUUAUGGCCCUAUUGCACAAGGUUUUCAACAGCCGCCAAAUAGACCUCAACCUUGCACUGGGUUACUGCACUUUGUUGUCCAGAGAUGAUGUAUUUAAAAAGCUCUGGGACGUCAUAAAUAACACGUCACAGAAUUACAGCAAGAUUCUGGCAGUUGGUCUUGUUGGAGUGCAGCUAGCCAGUCACUACUAUGAUGAGACAAACGAGAAACAAGCAUUUGAAGAAUUAAUCACUGAUGCUGAAUGGGGUAUUCAGUUUGGUAAACUUGGUAUCUCUUUCCAGGAUUUAUUUAGAAUGCCCUCAGUAAGGAAGAAAGAGCUUCUAAGAACUUUGGUACAGCAUCCAAAUGUGGAUACAGAUCUCAUACUAAAAUACUGCAGCGCUUACCAGUUGGAUACUGAUUCAGCUUUGCAGCUUUGCAUUGAAACACACCUCCAGAAUGCUAGUAUGAGUCAUGCUGAAGGGUAUUUGGGGGAGCAUUCUGGGAAGCAGACUCAGGCAUUGGUAGUGGCCAGAGCUGCAGAAACAAUCCCUCUUCUGAAAAGCACUACCAACUUGGUUACAAGCCUCAGUGUAAUGUUGCACAAGCUUGAUCCAUAUGACUACGAAAAGAUUGAAAGUCUUCUGACAAUCAUAGAAAAGGCUGGUGUGGAAGUAGCAGGCAUCUCUGUGAAUCAGGCCCUGAAGCUCUUAAAACACCUGAAAUCCUAUAAAAGAAUUUCCACUCCUGGAGAUCUGGAACAUCAGUAUGCUUUUGAACAAGCCAUUCCUUUAUCACCAGCUGCUCAAACCAGGCUGCCUUUCCACUUGAUCUUCUUUAGAACAUUGCGGUGUUUCUGGAAAAUCAUUUAUCCAGAGCUCAGUGAGGAAUCAUUCCCAAAGAUUCUCUUGAUCUCCAAACUCUUGAAGGUUUCGCUGGAUACCCUCUACACAUCCGCAGCUAACCACCUGUUCGAAGAGAAACUGAAGCCGAAAAUGCUGGAACUGGCAAAAAGUGGAUAUUUGCUGACAUCUAACAAGGAGGUUGCCAAGGCGAUGCAGAGCAUUCAGUCUGUCUUGCUGUCUAUAGCUAAUCCAGAGUGGGCUUCAGCGCUCGCCCACAAGAUCUUGCAACAACUUCCAGCAGGAUCCAUCAAGGCCCAGACUUUGAAAUUCUGUUGCAGUCUAGCUGAAACAUGGCUGAAGAAUACAAAUGUGACGGAUGACUCUCGUGAAAAGGCCCGAGUGCAUCUGAAGAGGCUGCAGGUGCAACACCAGAGAUCUGCUACUGAGGCUGUACUUGCAGAGCACAAGCUGCACUCUGAGAGCCAUCAGAAGCUCGUUGGAAAACCUGCACAUCUGGUUGUUUUGCUUUAUCAGCACAGCAGCAUAUCUGAAAGAUUUCAGAAUCCAUGUGGCAAAAAUUACCCAGAUAUCCAUGCGUUGGCUAAAGAAAUAGCUGAAAUUAACAACUUGGAUAUGGAGAAAAUACGGAAUAUGCUAUUAGAAAAAUGGCUAUGUCCAAGUGUGCCACCAACAGACGUUUUCGAAAAUAUCCAAGAUGAAGACUUUAAGAGAGUUCUCUAUCUCUUACAGCUUGGCCCAGUGGAUAACAACUUGAGAAUCCUUUAUGAAUGUACAGUAUCCAGAACUUCUCCUAUUGGAGUAAGCAAGUUGACCUUUGCUCACAGAAGCCGGGCUCUCAAGUGUCUGCUCUGCCUGGCGGACCCUUGUGCUGUUGAGACCCUCUUCAAAAUGCCCCUAGAGGAAGUGAGGAAUUUCCUGAAAUGCUUAAUUUUCCUUGCUCAGUUUGAAAUUCUGAAUAUCCCAUACACCUACUCAACGUUUCAAAGCACUCCCAAGGAAGGAAUGAUCAAAGGCUUGUGGAAGAACCAUAGCCACGAACCCAUGGCAGUGAAACUUGUGGCAGAACUUAGCUUGGAAUAUAAAGUGCACGAUCGUUUACUCUGGAAUGGUUUGCUUCAGAAGCUGAUUAGUUUCAACAAGGUUCAUUAUCUGAAGAAGGUUUUGACAGAGAUUACUGGGAUCUAUUCCUUAUGGCAGAUUCCAAACUUCGUCCUAGCUUGGCAGAGUGUCAUCCUGGCGCCGUGCCUUUCAGCUUCACAGCCACCAAGUGCUGAUCAGCUUGAAGCAUGCUAUGAGUCUUUCGGAACAUUAUUGAGGUGUCCUCUCAUGGCUGAUCUAGAUCUGGCUGGGAUUGCAAAGCAGUAUGCCCAGUUAGACCUGCAAGCUUUGGCCUUGGGGUGUCUGUUGCUGAUUCCACAACCUGAGAAAAGAGCUCAGCAGAUUCAGGGCUUCCUAUCCUUAUGUCAGCUUGGGACUGUGUUACUGCAAGUAGAGGAGCACAUGAACCAGGGUAUAGUAGCUGGCGUUGCCAUACAGAUUAGAUGUCUGAUUUUAGACUACAUCAUAAAUGAGAAGUGUGAAGAGUUUCUAACCUCAGAAUACAUUCCAUUCUUGAAGUUGCAAGAGAUUCAUCCUGGGAAACUUAAAAGCUUGGUAGAAAAACUUGUAGAAAGGAAUAGGAUGGAUGAUGCAGCAGCCCUAAUAAAAGGGUAUCUCACAACAUCUGGAACUCCUCUUCCAGAGGACAGGACAUCUUCAGAUGUUGUGAAGAUGUACUUCAACGAGCUGGCGUAGAAGUCUUGGGUCUCAUUAUCCUGUAUAUUUAUGCUUUUUGUAUU
Lacerta agilis (Sand lizard) is the source of this 6612-nucleotide messenger RNA. It is a transcript of the gene KNTC1, whose product is annotated as kinetochore associated 1. Lineage: Eukaryota; Metazoa; Chordata; Lepidosauria; Squamata; Lacertidae. The transcript has 63 exons. Gene Ontology annotation, biological process: mitotic spindle assembly checkpoint signaling; mitotic sister chromatid segregation; protein localization to kinetochore involved in kinetochore assembly. Gene Ontology annotation, cellular component: cytoplasm; kinetochore microtubule; RZZ complex. Bases 23 to 6568 code for a protein of 2181 amino acids. Gene Ontology annotation, molecular function: small GTPase binding. The record is from RefSeq and is a predicted model, not a curated record.